This is a messenger RNA of Aspergillus nomiae NRRL 13137, 2340 nucleotides long. RefSeq names its product dynamin GTPase. Gene Ontology annotation, cellular component: microtubule; cytoplasm; membrane. Lineage: Eukaryota; Fungi; Ascomycota; Eurotiomycetes; Eurotiales; Aspergillaceae. Bases 1 to 2340 code for a protein of 779 amino acids. The record is from RefSeq and is a predicted model, not a curated record. The transcript is spliced from 4 exons. Gene Ontology annotation, molecular function: GTPase activity; microtubule binding; GTP binding.
AUGGUCCUGAAAAGAUUCUUUACAAACUCCCUUGAAGAGCUUUGCACCAAGGAGCAACUAGAAUUGCUCGACUCCAUUGACACACUGCGUUUGCAGGGCAUCAGCCAUUAUAUUUCGCUGCCCCAAAUCAUCGUCUGUGGGGAUCAAUCGUCUGGGAAGAGCUCGGUCCUGGAAGCUAUCUCGGGCGUUUCAUUCCCCGUACGAAGUAACCUCUGUACACGAUUCCCUACAGAGCUCGUCCUCCGCAAGAGCCCCCAGAUCGGGGUGAGCGUGUCCAUUGUGCCGCACCAUUCACGUACAGAGAUAGAACAGCAGUCGCUAAGUCAAUUCCAUGAGGAGCUCGAGGACUUCGAUGGCUUGCCUCGUCUGAUCGACAAUGCCAAGGCUAUCAUGGGCAUCUCUACGCAUGGAAAGGCGUUUUCCAAUGAUCUCCUGCGUGUCGAGAUCUCCGGCCCUGACCGGCCCCAUUUGACCAUCGUCGAUCUACCCGGUCUUAUUCAUUCCGAAACCAAGCAGCAGUCGGCAGCGGAUGUGAAACUUGUGCAGGAUGUUGUACAGUCCUAUAUGCGGGAGCCACGUUCAAUUAUCCUGGCUGUGGUGUCUGCCAAGAACGAUUUCGCUAAUCAGAUUGUCCUUAAAUUAGCCCGCGAGGCAGACAAGACCGGAUCGCGGACGUUAGGCGUUAUUACCAAACCGGAUACUCUGACCCCGGGAUCGGAGACCGAGGCGAUGUUUGUUUCCUUGGCGAGGAAUCAAGAGGUCUCCUUCCGUCACGGUUGGCAUGUACUGAAAAACAAGGAUUCAGAGAAGAGCAACGGGGCGUUGGUGGAACGGGAUGUGGAGGAAGAACAGUUUUUUGCCAAGGGUGUCUGGCGAGACCUUCCCUCAUCUGACGUUGCUAUUAUGCCUUUUCGGGAGCGCCUAAGCAAGGUACUACUUGGGCAGAUUGCGACUGAACUUCCCAGCCUGAUAGAAGAAAUUCAGGUCCAAGUUGGUGACUGUGAGCGGAAGUUGGAGGGACUUGGACGCCCUCGAACUACUAUAGCUGAGCAAAAGUACUAUCUUUUGCAUAUCAGCCAGAGCUUCCAGAACCUUGUGAGGACUGCCACUGAUGGCACAUACGACGACCCCUUCUUCGAUAGUGCCCAGUCGACCAGUGGUUAUAGCAAACGGAUACGUGCUGUAAUGCAAAAUCUGAAUCAAGAGUUCACUGAAAGGAUCAAUGCGGGCGGUCAUUAUCGUGAAAUCACAGAGGGAAACUAUAUCCAGCAUAUCCAAGAAGUUCUCAAACGCACGCGAGGCAAAGAGCUCCCUGGAACAUUCAAUCCGUUAAUAAUAGGUGAGCUCUUCCGUGAACAAUCCAGCCAAUGGGAAACUAUCGCGCGAGGUCACGUAACGACAGCCUGGAAUACCGCAAAAAAGUUCGUUAGAGCUGUUGUACUGCACAUCGGUGAUAUUACUACCUCGAAAGCACUGCUCCGGGAGGUUGUAGACCCGAGGUUUGACCAGCUCCUGAAGGACCUGCAGCAGCGAACCAGUGAUCUUCUUCAGCCCCAUCAGCACGGCCAUCCGAUCACAUACAAUCACUAUUUUACCGAGAAUCUUCAGCAGGCCCGGCGCGAAGUUUGGGGAGAUAGUCUCUCAAAAAUCAUUUGCAACUUCUUUGGCGUCCCAUAUCUUCAGGAUGCCUAUCUGGAUGAAAGAUCAUACGAUCUGCAUCGUCUUCACAACUCAAUCCUUCAGUCCACAGAGUCUGACAUGAGCCGCUUUGCUGCCACAGAGGCGCUUGAGUGCAUGCUUGCGUACUACAAGGUCGCUCUCAAACGAUUUAUUGAUGGUGUGGCGAUCGAGGUCAUCGAAACCAAUCUCAUCAAGCCACUGGCAGAUAUGUUUGCACCGUUAAUUGUGUUUGAUAUGCCUGAUGACCUCGCAACGCGUAUUGCAGGAGAGUCAACAGAGAACAAGUCUUGCCGAGAUCAACUCUCUAUAAAACUGCACAUCCUGCGCAAGGGAUCUGAAACUUGUAGAAGGUUUAUUGGUAUACAAGGGCUCGACAUCAUUGACGACGAUCGAUCCGACAAGCCGGAUAGUCUGGAAGUUGUUGAUACCCCGAAAGACAGCGUUGCUGAUCCUCACGAAAACGACAGCCAUUCAUUUAUAGACAUGUCAGUGGACAAUCCUCGUUUCAGUUACAGCAUGCACAAUGUUAUUUCUCAAGUUUCCGAUGACACUCCCCCUCUCGUGGAUGAGCCAACCCUUGCAGAGAAAGCCGCUGAAUCGGACUACGAUCAUAUAGCAGAUCAGCCAAUGGAGGACCCACCGCUCGAGCAGAAGGAUUGA